CUUAGUGAAGUUUCGAAAAAGAUAAUAAAAGCAUCAUAUUCCACGUUAUUCCUUGUAACACCCUUUAAAGUCAGCUACCUAGUCCGGUACAAGGACAGAUCCACCACUAGGCAGUAGGCACCAUCUAUUUGUUUGAAGUACCCAAAAGAAAAAAAAUUCACGAAAUCCACUAUUCUUGUUCAACAAUGGCACCUGUUGAUCCUCACUCUUUCACGGACUCCACUCACCCACCCACCACCAACAUCUCUCUCACUCUCUACUUCGAUUUCACUUCAUCAACCAUCCAUGGCUCUGCACUCAUUUCUCUACAAAACCCUCACUCUGGCCCUUUCUUCCUCGACACUCGUUCACUCACCAUUCACUCCAUACUUGACCCUCAAACUAACACCCCGAUCCCAUUUUCACUUUCUGACAAUGACCCAAUUAAGGGUUCCCAACUCUCUGUCUCUCUUUCAAACCAUGCCUCAUUUCUUGUCAUAUACACCACCUCCCCUUCUUCUUCUGCACUGCAAUGGCUCUUGCCACCUCAAACAUUCAACAAAGCACACCCUUUUGUGUACACUCAGUGUCAAGCCAUUCAUGCUCGUGCUGUGUUCCCCUGCCAGGACACCCCAGCUGUGAGAAUAUGCUAUUCAGCGCGCUUGAACAUCCCUAGUCAAUUGUCAGCAGUGAUGGCAGCAAGACACGUGGAGCGUCGUUCUCCCAUUGAUGAUGAAGCUAUGGCAUUGGCUUGUGGGAAUUCAUCUUGGUGUGCAAAAGGGAGGGUGGUGGAGGAGUUUAUGAUGGAGCAGCCAGUGCCACCUUACCUUUUUGCAUUUGCUGUUGGGGAACUUGGGAAUAGGGAGGUGGGGCCAAGGACAAGGGUCUUUGCUGAAGCUGUUCCUGAAGUGUUGGAUUCGGCUGCUUCAGAAUUUGCUGGGACAGAGGACAUGAUAAGAGAAGGGGAGAGGUUGUUUGGACCCUAUGAGUGGGAGAGGUUUGAUUUGUUGGUUUUGCCUCCUAGUUUUCCUUAUGGGGGUAUGGAGAAUCCAAGGAUGGUGUUCUUGACACCAACUGUGAUUAAGGGGGAUGCAACUGGUGCACAGGUGGUGGCUCAUGAACUUGCUCACAGCUGGACUGGGAAUUUGAUCACAAACAAGACCAACGACCAUUUCUGGUUGAAUGAGGGCUUCACUACAUAUGCGGAGCGGAGGAUUGUGGAGGUUGUACAAGGAGAAAAAAGAGCUUCAUUGAAUAUUGGAAUUGGUUGGAGGGGUUUAAAUGACGAAAUAGAGAGGUUCAAGGACAAUAUGGAGUUUACAAAGCUAAAAACUAAUCAGGAAGGAAUCAACCCAGAUGAUGUGUAUUCUCAGGUUCCAUAUGAGAAAGGUUUCCAGUUCUUAUUGCGCAUUGAACGACAGGUUGGGAGACCUGCAUUUGAUGAGUUUCUGAAGAAAUAUAUUGCUACCUUCAAGUUUAAGUCGAUUGACACAGACACAUUUCUCGACUUCCUUAAAGAAAACAUCCCUGGCAUAGAGAAUCAGAUUGACCUAGUACUGUGGACAGAAGGUACUGGCAUUCCUCCUGAUGCAUAUGAACCUGACUCCAGUGUAUAUAAAAUGAUUGUAUCGCUGGCAAAUGAGUCCAUAAACGGGAGGAUGCCAGGGGAAGAUGAAGUUGCUGAUUGGCAAGGUCAGGAGUGGGAGCUCUACUUGGACAACUUGCCAAAAUCCAUUGAAGUUUCUCAGAUCAUAGCAUUGGAUUCACGCUACAAGCUAUCCGAAUCAAAAGAUUAUGAGGUAAAGGUGUCAUUUCUCCAACGGGCUAUUUCAUGUGGAUGCAAAGCUUACUAUAGUGAAGUGGAGAAAACCUUAAAAGGAGUUGGGAGGAUGAAGUAUCUUCGUCCACUUUACACUGCUCUUGUUAAAGGCGCUGCUGGGAGGGAAGAUGAUAAAGUAUUUGCCAAAAGAAUUUUCUCAGAGGCUCGUGAGAGUUACCAUCCAAUUGCUCAAGGUGUUGUCGAGGCCAUAUUUGCCAAGCAUAUGUAGAAGCAAUUUUCUAAUAAUGUUUUAUUUGAACAUCUUCUAGUGAAUCUGUUUUCUGCUGUUUGAAUGUACUCCUUUAUAAUAAAUAUAUGUUUUACUUUUAU
Gastrolobium bilobum is the source of this 2128-nucleotide messenger RNA. RefSeq names its product leucine aminopeptidase. Gene Ontology annotation, biological process: proteolysis. The record is from RefSeq and is a predicted model, not a curated record. The coding region runs from base 186 to 2027 and encodes 613 amino acids. Gene Ontology annotation, cellular component: cytosol. Gene Ontology annotation, molecular function: zinc ion binding; metallopeptidase activity. The transcript has 4 exons. NCBI's taxonomy places the organism in Eukaryota, Viridiplantae, Streptophyta, Magnoliopsida, Fabales, Fabaceae.